Messenger RNA from Morchella sextelata, 432 nucleotides. RefSeq lists its product as uncharacterized. Lineage: Eukaryota; Fungi; Ascomycota; Pezizomycetes; Pezizales; Morchellaceae. The record is from RefSeq and is a predicted model, not a curated record. The transcript has 7 exons. The coding region runs from base 1 to 432 and encodes 143 amino acids.
AUGCUCAUGUUCACCUGCUCUCAGUCAGAACCUGGUCCCAAGGCCCCAGAGCUACUCUACUUGGACAUGGAGAGUAAGACGCCUAUCGAACAUGCAAUUAACCAACGAUACACAGGCAGUUAUGGAUCAAAUCAGAGGUCCAACAUCUUGACACCUCUGCAGACUUGUUCGUCGUCUCGAGGCCUGGUGUUGCUGGUGGUUGGCCUCUUGGCUUGUCCAGCUGCGAUGACCUUGGGUCCUAGGGUUCACGCUUCCUUCAACUUAUCAAAGAGAACUCAGUUGUGUUUCAAAACCCAACGUCAUCAGGCUGCCUUGAUUGCUUGUUUCUGCUGUGCUUCUUCUCUGGCGAGAUUCAGCUUGAAAUACGGACGGCCUUGUCUCGGGUUGGCUAUGGUACAUGUAGCUACAAGUACCCACCAGAUUUCAUCUUGA